Molecule: messenger RNA, 662 nt
Organism: Pelobates cultripes (western spadefoot toad)
Lineage: Eukaryota; Metazoa; Chordata; Amphibia; Anura; Pelobatidae
Source: the annotation of a GenBank genome assembly
AUGUGUACUGACUUCAAUGUAAGCUCUCCUAGGACCAUGUACACCAACUGCAACUCAAGCUCUACCAGGACCAUGUGUACCAACUGCAAUGCAAGCUGUUCCAGAUCCACAUGCACCAACUACAGUGUAAGCUCUCCUAUGACCAUGUACACUGACUGCAAUGCAAGCUGUCCUAUGACCAUGUACACUGACUGCAAUGCAAGUUCUCCUAGGACGCCGUGCACUGACUGCAAUGCAAGCUCUCCUAUGACCAUGUACACUGACUGCAAUGCAAGCUCUCCUAGGACCACGUGCACUGACUGCAAUGCAAGCUCUCCUAUGACCACGUACACUGAUUGCAAUGCAAGCUCUCCUAGGACCACGUACACUGACUGCAAUGCAAGCUCUCCUAUGACCAUGUACAUUGACUGCAAUGUCAGCUCUCCUAUGACCAUGUACACCGACUGCAAUGCAAGCUCUCCUAUGACCAUGUACACCGACUGCAAUGCAAGCUCUCAUAUGCCCAUGUACACUGACUGCAAUGCAAGCACUCCUAUGACCAUGUACACUGACUGCAAUGCAAGCUCUCCUAGGACCAUGUGCACUGACUGCAAUGCAAGCUCUCCUAGGACCACGUGCACUGAUCCCAUGGAUAACUCUCCAAGGACUACAACAUGGCCUCA